Messenger RNA from Polychytrium aggregatum, 992 nucleotides. RefSeq lists its product as uncharacterized. Lineage: Eukaryota; Fungi; Chytridiomycota; Chytridiomycetes; Polychytriales. The record is from RefSeq and is a predicted model, not a curated record. The transcript has 3 exons. The coding region runs from base 102 to 947 and encodes 281 amino acids.
UAUCGGAUAGGGGUUCGGUAUAUUCGAUGGCGGUCAGAGCCGGACCAAAGACCGCAUUGGUCGACAUGCAGCUCCCGACUCACCGCACAGACCACUCCUGAAUGACGACAGCAUGGAGGACGGAUGGGGCUUGCGAUGCGGCACUACUGCUCCUUGGCUCCGGCCGCUGCUUCUUGGGCACUCUUGUCCUUCACGAAGCUGUCAAUGGCCAGGAGCAGCUCGACGCCGUUGGCCUUGGAGAUCGUCGGGUUGCCCAUAAAAUCGACGUUGAGCCGGUAAAAGAUAGACGAGACGUUGCCGGUGACAUCCCAGUCGCGGCCAAGGACCGAGUCGAGCCCGCCGGUCAGGGCAUCGUCGAUGGGCUGCGACAGAGCCGACUGCACGAGGCCCUUGAGCAUCACCUCCAGCAGCUCCAGCACGGACGACAGAAGCUUGCCCGAGUAUCCGGUUCCGAUCUUGUUGUCGAACUUGGAGAUCUUGACCUUGACGUCAUACACAUCGGUCUUGAGCUUGCCCUCGACCUCGUUCAGCCGAACCUUGGCGGUGAUGGAGAGCUCCAGGGUCACUUCGACACGGCCCAGGUUGCCGCCGAUGGUGUUGAGGUCCAGGUGGAUUUGGGCAUCGACAUCGUCGAUGACGACGCUGAGGAAGCCAUCCUCAAUCAGCAGCAGCACCUUUUCGAUAUCAAACUGCGCGAUGGAGACGUUCGAAGCCGUGGCGAACGCUGCCUUGCCAAGCAGCGGCACAUCCUUUGUGAUAUGCUGCUCUUCGAUCUUGGUGUCAAGGGCCAGACGCCGGGCGAUGGGGCCGAUCAGGUUGGCGAUUUCGUUGAAAAUGUCCUGGCACAGCGUGAUCCGGAUCGAGUUCUCGCGGGUGACCUUGGGGCGGGGCAGUUCGCUGGACAUGGCUGGCGGGGUUGGUGGACAGGUCGGUGGACAGGUCGAUGAACAGGUCGAUGAACGGGCGGCCGAGGCGGACGAGAUGGGGGACAG